This is a messenger RNA of Gallus gallus (chicken), 6357 nucleotides long. RefSeq names its product PHD and ring finger domains 1 (gene PHRF1). Lineage: Eukaryota; Metazoa; Chordata; Aves; Galliformes; Phasianidae. The transcript has 18 exons. Bases 405 to 5516 code for a protein of 1703 amino acids. The record is from RefSeq and is a predicted model, not a curated record.
GGCGGCACUUCCGGCGCGCCGUCCGCUGCGCGGCCCGGCCUGGUGAUGUGAGCGCGGCUCGGCGCCGGAGCCUUGUCCUUGCGUGAGUGCCGGGGCUGGGGCCCGUCAGCGGCGGGCGACUGGGGGGGAAUCCCCCACGGGUCCGUGGGACGGGGGGAGGCCGCCGCGUUCGCCGGGCGUGCGGAAUCAGCCCGAGCAGUCCGCGGCCUGGCCCGGCCCGGCCCUCCUGCCUCAGCGGGUGUCGGCGCGUCGCUCAAGUGUGUGUAGGCUCGGAAACUCGGCCUUGAGGGGUGCUUCCGCGCUCGGAGCCGUGCGACCGGUGCCUUUCGGUGGCCACCCGCGUAGCGGGAGCCGGGAGUUCCCGCUGUGACCGCUUGCAGGGAGUGGAUCUCCAAUGUCCUGCCAUGGAUGAUGAUAGCCAGGAUGAACUGAUAAAUAAGAAUGCCGCACUAGGCAAGGGCAAAAAGCAGAGUCUAGCGCUCCUCAGUGAAACAGAAAGCAAUGGUGGAAACAGUUGUGAGUCAGAAGGUGAUACUGGAAGUGAGGAGGAAGAAGAUGACACUGAAGAAGAGGGAGGUGAGGAGGACAAGGAAGAAAGUGAAGAUGAAGAAUUAGAAGACUGUGAAGAUGAUGAUGAAGAGGAAGAGGAGGAAGAAGCUGAGGCUGCUGUUGGGGGAACGGCCAAUCCUCUCAAAUUAAAGCCACACGUGAAUGGAGUGAACGUAUCCUCUGAUGAGGAUGGUGAAAACUGCCCUAUUUGCCUCAACACGUUUAGGGAUCAGGCUGUUGGGACUCCUGAGAACUGUUCCCAUUACUUCUGCUUGGACUGCAUAGUGGAGUGGUCAAAGAAUGCCAACUCUUGUCCAGUGGAUCGAAUCCUCUUUAAGUACAUCAGCAUUCGGGCGCAUUUUGGUGGUAAAGUCUUAAAAAAGAUUCCUGUUGAGAACACAAAAACUCAGGGUAGUGAAGGAGAAGAUGAUCCAACCUUUUGUGAAGUAUGUGGCAGAAGUGACCGAGAGGAUCGCCUGCUGCUGUGUGAUGGCUGUGAUGCAGGGUAUCAUAUGGAAUGCCUUAAUCCACCUCUGAGUGAAGUCCCUGUAGAUGAAUGGUUUUGUCCCGCCUGUGUUCCCAUGGGUGUCAGUGCUUCUGCAGAUACAGAUCAUGUGAGUGAAGAAGAGGUUGCUGCACUCGUGGCUGAUGUUACUCCUACCACUAGCAGGCUGCGUCCUCAUGUCCGAACCCGAGCUAUAGCCAGGACUCGGCAGAGUGAACGAGUUAGGGCAACAGUGAAUAGAAACCGAAUAACAACUGCACAGCAAAUUCAGCACGUGCCGAGGUACCUCAUGUCCUCUCUUCUGGAUGAAACAAUUGAGGCAGUUGUAGCAGGCCUAAACACAGCCAUCUACCAGCAUCCUCUUACCCUGCGGGCUCCUGCUAGGCAGAAGAGAAAAACAGGUAGGAGGAGGAAAGCAGCAGGCAAGAAAAGAACUCAGACAAAAUCUUCUGCUGGGAAGAAAACAUCAGGGACACAGGUGAAGAGACGCAAGCGUUUAAUGAAGAAGAGAAGAGGGAAAAAGAUAAGAAUAAGAUCACGUGUAAAAAAUGAGGUUACCGCUCGCUCCCGCAUUGCAAGAACACUUGGUCUUAGUAAACCUGUGCGUGGGGCCUCACUUCCUUCCAUGUACAAACCAACGGAGCCCUCACUUGGUCUGAUGAGAGCAGAUAUUGGUGCAGCUUCUCUGUCUGUGUUUGGAGACCCAUAUGAAUUGGAUCCGUAUGAAGGUAACGAAGAGGUUCCAGCAAAUCCAGAUUCACCACUGAGUGCCAAAAGGAGAGUUCUCUCCCAGUCAGCACUGAGGUCUCACCGUCCUGUAGCAAGACCUGUUUCUGUGGGACUUCCCAGAAGCAGUGUACCUGCCUUGAGUCCUGAUCAAGAAGCAGAAGCUGCUCCUGUGCCUGAUCUGUUGGGUAGUAUCCUGUCUGGACAGAGCAUCCUCAUGAUGAGUAGUUCUGAUGUGGUUAUCAACAGAGAUGGUUCUCUGACAGCAAAGAAAGCAGCUCCACUUCACAGGAAAUCAGUAAAAGACACACGAAUGGAUGAUGGUUCAGGACAUAACCCCCAGCUGAGUAUGGUGCACUCAGGGACCAUGACAGGCAGCUCCAUUGCUGGACCUUCAGUUUCUUCGGGGCUGAAUACUCACGCUAGACCCACCUCAUCAAGCUUAUUUUCAUUACCUUCACCAAGCAGGCCUGAGCCUGCAGCAAACCCUGCACAGACUACAUCAGAAAAAGCGACUGUAAAAUCGGAGUAUUCAGUGACACCCAAGUCUGUUCAGACUCGCAGCGUACCUAGUCUGAACAGGCCUGGCUCCAAGUCAGAUGAAAUGCCCAGAUUUAAUGGAAACUCUAAAAACUUUGCACGGACUGAUUCAUCUUCAAAGCCCCUGUCCUGUAACUUGAAUUCUGGUUCAAAAGCUGUAACUGUGAGGCAACCAUUGAAACCACCUCCCAGAAGAAUUGACAUAUUUGAGCUUCCCAGGAUACCAAAGAUUAAAAAGGAAACCAGCAGCAAGCAGGUGGACUCAGAACCCACAGGAAGCCAAAGCUGUGACAUUCCCAGCUCCUGUAUAACCCAGCUGACUGGCAAAGAGAGCACUAAUCAGCUGGGAAAGGGUAGCAAGAUGGAAAGUCAGAAGUCAAAUGCCAGGGAAACUCAGCAACAAACACGUACAAGCGGCGUAUCUUUUUCUACCAGUGCAGGCAUGUAUAGCAGUUCUUCACUACUGGGCACUUCAAGAAGCAAAGGCUCGAGUUCUUUUGAGAGUUUUAAAAUUAAUAUUCCUGGGAACACAGGGCAUUCCAGCAGACUGUCUAACCCAGGAUUCUGUAACACCUUCCGCCCUGUGGAUGACAAGGUGCAACAGAAAGAGAGUCCUUCAGCUCUUUUCUCAGUUAAGAAGAAACAAGUCAAAAGUGAAAUAUAUGAUCCCUUUGAGCCAACAGGGUCAGACUCAAGUUCAGCAAGCAGCAGUCCAGAAAGGCUUGGCUCGGGGAUCCCAUUAACGAAUAUUACCAGGACUAUUUCCAUUGAAAAUCCAAAAGUUCAAACAUUUCAAACUGUUCGUCGUUUCACCCCUUACACAGUAGAAAAUAUAUUUGGAUCUGGGGCUGAAUCUGAUGUACCAUCUAGUAAUACAGAGUCUCAUGAUGACGUGCCAGCAGAAAGUAGGAUUGUAGAACAGAUUUCUGAUACAGAGGAACGAGACAAUAUGGAUGAGGAAGACUUUCUAAGCAGUCCUUGCACUUCUUCGGUUGUUAAGCAAGUUUCUAACACAGAGCACUUAAAGGAGGAAGGUAGAGAGGGCCCCAGUGUGUUCUUCAAUGCUGAAGAAUUAAUUAGACCUAAUAUUAAUGUGAAACUGGAGCCAGAUAGUUCAUCAAAGAAUGAUGGGCAGCAGAAAGUCCCGAAGACAGAGCAAACAGAGCGGCGAUCACGUUCCAGAUCCUGUUCAAACUCCAGUUCCCGAAGCAGGAAGAAGGCUAAAAGGAAAAAGGCGCUGGCCAAAGAGCGGAAGAGAUCCCGAUCAGGGUCUAGGGGCAGAGCACACUCAAGGGACCGAAGCUCCAGAUCUACCUCUUGGUCAGGUGGAGAAGACAGCAGUAAAAUACACACAUUGAAAUCCAAGAGCAGGAGGUCUUCUACUGACCGGUCCAGCAGUCAUGAACGAUCUAAAAAAAAGAAAACAAAGGAUAAAACUAAGGAUAAAAAGGCAAAAUCUUCUUGGUCUAAGGAGAAAAGGAAAUCCAGGUCACGUUCAGGUAGUCCUGGAAGUACUUCUGAGUUUUAUGAAAACAGGAAAAAGAAAAGGCGGUCUCGAUCAAGGUCAAGACGGAGGGGUCGUUCCCGAUCAAAUAGUAUAGAGAGGACAAAGAGGCGGAAACACAGGAGAGACAAAAGCUACGAGAGGUAUGAUAAAGAUAGCAGCUUGAGGUCAAGAGACAGAAAGAGAUCAAGAUCCAGGUCUCGGGAGAAGAGAAAGUGGAGGUCUCGGUCUCGGUCUGCAUCUCGAUCGCAAGAGCACAAAAGCAGCAAAUCAAAAGAGAAAAGGCCACGGUCGAGAUCCCGUUCUAAAGAAAGAAAACGUAAAUCAAAGGAAACCUCGCUUCCUUCUCCACCAGAAAAAGAGCAAAAGCCUCCAGCUGAAAAUGUACCCAGCUGUCCAGAGCAAUCCCAUUCCUUCAAACAAGAGCCGAAGGACGAGCUGGUACUAGAGCAGCUUUCCAUUUCCAUCCAACCAAAUGUCAAACUUGAAGAAAUUCAGGCUGAGACCCCAGUUCAACAGAGAGAGGCCCAAGAAACUGCAAAGGCAGAAGCCACCUGUGAGGAGGUGGCAAGUGAAACUGCAUUCCCUGUGCCAGAGAUCACAAACGUUUGUGUUCCAGUUGGUAACGUGGCUUCUUUUGCUGAAACAGAAUUAAUGAAUACGAGUGAUCCAGGAUUGCUUGGUAGCUGUAGUAAUACAAACCUUGAGAUUACAGUUAAAAUAGAAAAUACUGCGUUAUGUCCACCUCUGAUGGAACCACCUCCAAAGAAAGAGGUUAUGAUGCAUGCUCAGACCGAGGCUGUACCAGUUCAAAGCUCCUCUCAAACAGCAGAUUGUGUGAGAGAAGUUAAAGAUGAGUGCCUUGUGUCCAAUGAGAAGGCCAGUAAUUUCAGUCAGCCUGAACUGGAGGUGGUAUCUCAGGGUCCUGUGUUGAAAUCUAAAGCACCUGUGAAGAGAGUUACCUGGAAUCUUCAAGAGGAAGAAAGUGGUGUGUUGUCUGCUGGAAGAGCUCCAAGGAUGCCGUUUUACAAACUUCAGCGAGCAAAAGAAGGGGCCUGGAAAGCAGAGGACUUGAACCAAACGUUAAAUCAGGUGCAGUUAAAUGAGCCUCCUCCAACCAAUUAUAUGAUUCCUGAGCCUAUGUUUCCUGACCUAGAUUCCUCUCAGGUGUACUGUCAAAAUAUACCUUUGACGCCACCUCUGCCCUCAAGCCUUCCCCCCUACGCACCUGUCAGCCAGCCCACGGUUCAGUUCAUCAUGCAGGGCAGUCUUCCUGCUCUGGGCUGCGUGGCAGGCCAGAGCCUGACUCCAGAGCCAGGCAGCCUGGCUACUGCAUCUGAACCAGGAAAUCAAGCUGCUUCUGUUGGAAAUGAAGAAGAAAAAAUCAAAGCACCGAAACCUGAAGUGGAUAAAACAAAGAAUGAGGAAUACAUGAAGAAGCUUCACAUGCAGGAAAGGGCUGUAGAAGAAGUGAAACUUGCUAUCAAACCCUUUUACCAGAAGAGGGAGAUCACAAAGGAGGAGUACAAGAACAUUCUUCGAAAAGCCGUGCAGAAGAUCUGCCACAGCAAAAGUGGAGAGAUCAACCCUGUGAAGGUAGCUAACCUGGUGAAGGCAUAUGUGGAAAAAUACAAACAUAUGAGGAAGCAUAAGAAGUCCGAUGUUGAAGAUGCUCGUGAAAUGGAAAACUGAGAGCAAGCUUGCCGCCAAUGUGACUUGACUUGAACUUCUUUUGGCUGAGAACAUUGUUCCAGAAGGAAAACCAGAUCUGCAGUAACAUCUCAUCAAAAACCAAUUGCAGAGAAGCAAGAUUAUAAUAAGAUUUAUCUGCUGAACCUGCUUUUGAAUUGUUUCCAUAUGGGAAUGAGCUCGGAGUUUUGUUUUUUUGAUUACCUAUAGGUGUAGAACUCAAUAACAAUCAAAUGCCUCAGACCAGCAGAGUAAUUCCAGGAGAAACAAAGAAGAGAUUUGUGUUUAGGACUCCCGGAUUGCUACAGUUUUCAGGGUUACUUUGAUCACAUUUUUUGGGCUGUGCACCUGUCUUGCUAAAAGUUUGAAACUGGACACCACUUUUCAUAUACAGUAUAUUGAGAGUUAUAUACUGUUUCCCUUGUGUUUAUUUAUCGAAAUAUGGAUUGUCUUUAGGAAUUUCUGAUUUAAUACUUGAAAUGUGGUAUUUUUAGCCUGCUCGAUGGUGAGCGAAGCUUUACUCGCUCUGUCGUCUGGGGAUUGCAGAAAUGAGCUAACCUUUAUAAAUUGACUUCAGAAACACUGCUUGAGAUGUGGUGUUUAUUUUCAUUCUGUUGGAAGUAUCUCGUUAGUGAAAAGUUUAAUUUUAGGGAGGGAGAUUAUGUUGCACUUCUGUAAAUAAUGCACUGAUGGCUGGUUUUGUGUCUGCCUUUCAGGAAAAAAAUGAAACAACAAGCAAACGUUGUGAAUUUUCGGUAACAAGCUUGAGGAACAAGAUUGAACUGAUGUACAAAGCAGAAAUGUGACAGAAUUUAUAAAGUUAUUUUGAAUGGUUUUAGUCCUA